AUGGAUCAAGUUGAUUCACUAGAGGGUUGGGUGGCCGUCAAAAACAAUCCGUUUGUGGACGACCUUCUACCACCUAGAUUGACCUUCCUGGUAGCAUGGAACGGAGUGGAGAGCAAGAUUGCUGUGACAUGUAGGUCAAGUUCAAGGACAGUCAGUGAUAAAAGUGACGAUAAAACGCGAUUUGGAUAUUUCAGCUAUCAGGAGUUAAAAGGAAUUCACGAAAUGUUGUGUUUAAUUCAUCCUUCACUUUCCCCGCAUCUUCCAGCGUUACCAGAGCAACCAGUAGGAUUAAUGGCGUACAUAAGUAGCGUUCCGGUGCCUGACGACGUAGAAAAGCUCUGCCAUGAUCUCACAACUUAUUUCAACCUUGCUCUGGAAAUUUGCAAAGAAAAACUUUUAAUUUCUACCUUAUUUGAAGACCCCAACUAUGAUGACUAUUUUGAAAGUGUUGGUGAACUUCGCAGACAAGGAUAUUUGGAGCAAAUUGCAAAUUCUGAAGAAGAAAUUAAAAAUGUAAUUUUUGAACGUGAUAACUGCGUUACGAUGCAGGAAAUGGAGAAUGUUUACGACGUUGAAGAUGAUGCAGUGUUUCGAUUAAACAUAGUUUUAGCUGAAUAUUUCAAUUACCAAAUUCAGCCAUUUUUAGAUUUACGCGAAGUUUCGUUUAAUAAGUUAAAAGAGGCUAAAAAUAACCUGUUGAACCCUGACCUCGGGGAGCGAGUGAGAAAAGAAAAUGUAGAAGCUAUAGCAGAAUGGCAGGAACAUUAUGAACAGAGUCUGGAUUCUAUACAAGAUAUUUAUAUCAAAUAUUACACCAGAACCAGUCAAGUAUAUACAGAUAUGUGUGAUAGAAUGAAUGAAGAUAAAACUCGGUUUGGAAAGAAAGCGUUUGAUAUUGUUGGUACUGAUAGACUUUUCAGAAUUGAAGAGAAUACGUGUUUAGAGAGGAUGCAGUUAUUUUUAAACAGUAAGAAAUGGUGUGUACAAGAACGAGAUAAAGUCAAACAAGAGAUCGCGAGUCUGGACGAAAGUCCAGCAGUACGCAAAGAAGUUCAGUUACUGGAAAAUCAUAUUUACAGAUGGCAGAUUCGAAUUUACGAUGAACAUCUGAAAAUUUUCAGCGAAGAAGAAAAAUGGACUAAAUGUUUGUUACGAGCUCGAUAUCACAAGAUAGAUGAAGUGAAUGAGGAGGUGUUGUUUUAUGAUGCCGUGGAAGAUCUAGAUGAGAUGUCAGAAGAAGAUGAUGUUGAUGAAUGUGAUUUAAAAACAGAUCCAGAAAUUCUCAAACUUAAACGUAGGCUUGCUGAUAUCAAUCGUAGACGAGCUAUCGUUCGAAAUAGAAAGUCAACUCUGGAAAGACAAUGUAAAGAGAAACAAGAAGAGAGAAAGAACUAUAUAGAUACUUUUAAUCACCAUCAUUCUAUACAAAUGAAACGAGACAAAGAUAAAGAAAUUUUAGAAAUGAAGAAAGAUUUUAUACAAGAACAGAGAAAGAGAACUAUUGAAAGGUUGAAGAGCCACAAAGUUAAAUAUCCAACUCCACCAACAAUCAAGCCACUACGUUACCAACCUCCGUCGUUAAGGAAAGAUUCCUUGACUUCACUCAGCAGACGCAAUCCACCAUCUUUAUCUAGUAACUAUGGUAAGAAACAAUAUAAUGAAUAUCCUUCUUUACAUCCAAUCAAAGAAAGCAAAGGAAAGAAGACACCAGUUAAACGAAAACCAUUCGUUCGUCCUCAAAAAAAGAAACAAGAUAAUGUAGAUGGCGAUGUUACGUUUUAUAUCAGUGGUGGAACAGUCAUGAAUCAUAAUGUGGCGUCUGCUCAAGAUGGUGGUAGUGAUGUGGUUGGUGAUUCAGGAAGUACACAAGUGACCUCCACUCCUUCAUCAAAUGUUCCCCCUCCACCCCCAAUGAACAUCCCCCUUCCGCCCCCAAUCAACAUCCCCCCUCCACCCCCAAUCAACAUCCCCCCUCCCCCACCAAUUAAUCUUAUGCCUUCACUAUCUAAUUCUAAACCAAUGUCCGAUGCCCCCAAACCUCCUCCUUUGGGGUUAGGAAAUUUAGCAGAAGCCAUGAAGAAUCUAAAGAAAGCUGAAGUUACCACUGAUACAACCAAGACAGGAAGUGGUGGCUUAGAUUUAAGCAGUAUCACAGCUGGAAGAAUUCAUUUAAAACCAGCCAGUCAACGCACAUUAAAACCAGUGAAAAAAGAUCCUAAUGAUUUGAAUGAAAUCUUCAACAUGAUAAAACAGGGAGUGAAGCUCCGCCCAGUCAAAUCAAUUGACCAAUCAAAAAGUCCAUCUAUGAGUCAAUCAUUCCCGAGUGACACCCACAUCAGCCUAUUACAAGAGAGUAUGAGAAGAAUUAACAACAUGGUUCGAGGCAAUACGCCAGAAUCUGAAACCAGUGAUGAUAAUAGUGAUUUUGACGACUGA
Molecule: messenger RNA, 2436 nt
Organism: Lottia gigantea (owl limpet)
Lineage: Eukaryota; Metazoa; Mollusca; Gastropoda; Lottiidae
Exons: 9
Coding region: 1-2436 (811 amino acids)
Biological process (GO): Arp2/3 complex-mediated actin nucleation
Cellular component (GO): cytoplasm
Molecular function (GO): Arp2/3 complex binding
Source: RefSeq, a predicted model, not a curated record